AUGUAUUCCCCCGAGAAGGACAAGCUGACGGGGGCCGCGUACGACAAUCUGCCCGGCGGUUUUUGUCCCCCGAAAUUCGAGACCAAUGGGAAAAACCGGUUUACAAACAAAACCGUCAUCGUGACCGGUGGCGCCGGGAACUUCGGCAAGAGCUGCGCGCUGCGCAUGGCGAGCGAGGGGUGCAACAUUGCGCUCUGGGAUUUGGUUGACGCCAGCCCGGUCGUGGAAGAGAUUAGAAGGAAGUACCCGGAGGUGAAUGCAAAGUCCUAUCAGCUGAACGUCACGGAGCACGAGAAAGUGGAAGAGGUAGCAAAGCAGGUAAAGGUAGAUUUCGGGAAGAUUGACUACCUGUUCAACAACGCCAGUUACCAGGGCGAUUUGAAGAAGAUGAUGAACUGCUUGCGCAGUUCCCUUAUCAUGUGCAAAAGUGUCGCGCUCAUAGCAAUUGCAAUCAUGCAUUGAAAUCUUUUUCUCAAGGUCAAUCCGCAUCACAAACUUUUUUUUCUCAUGUUGAGGGGAUUUGUCAUGCAGUUAUACAUAUGUGUGCGAUACCUUUGUAAUUUAUACCCCGGCACGGUACUGCCCGGCAGUUCCUUCAAUAUCUCAAUUUCGGACGGCACUGA
This is a messenger RNA of Amoebophrya sp. A120, 623 nucleotides long. NCBI's taxonomy places the organism in Eukaryota, Dinophyceae, Syndiniales, Amoebophryaceae. The record is from the annotation of a GenBank genome assembly.